Messenger RNA from Leptopilina boulardi, 5276 nucleotides. It is a transcript of the gene Liprin-alpha, whose product is annotated as liprin-alpha-1. The coding region runs from base 522 to 4070 and encodes 1182 amino acids. NCBI's taxonomy places the organism in Eukaryota, Metazoa, Arthropoda, Insecta, Hymenoptera, Figitidae. Gene Ontology annotation, biological process: synapse organization. The transcript has 22 exons. Gene Ontology annotation, molecular function: protein binding. Gene Ontology annotation, cellular component: presynaptic active zone. The record is from RefSeq and is a predicted model, not a curated record.
GAAUUCCAGCAUCUGUCUAAAACACCACAGACCUGCGCUUCACCCACUACAUAUUGCUCAGUCCAGUUCUGUUUAUAUGAUUGUGACAGAACCGAACCUGAUGUUUAAAGUGGUGUUAGUGCGUAAAUGCCCUAGCGUGUAGCACCAGCAGUAGAGUAGCCAAAGUGAACUAGUGAAUGAAAGGUUAAAGAAGUUUUUCUUUUAGUUUUUUUAUUUGGUAACGCUAAAUAGCUGACACUUAAUAUUGUAUGUGCGAAUACUGUAAUCUGAACUUAAAAGAGCAUGGAGGCCAAUUAAGAAAGUGAAGUCUUGUAUUGCAAGUGUUAAGUAUACAACAUUACUGGAUUUAUCCUUAUAAUCUGAAAUAUAGUUAACCCUUCGUAAUUGAAGUGACUGCUGAAUGUUUUGUCAUCUGCAAUAGUUCGAAUCUCCCGAUUCAAGGAUGAUCAAGAGUGUGAAAUUCUCGUCCUAAGAUUAAUUUGAAUAGUUUGGAACAAUACAGAAAGAAUUAGAUUUACAAAAUGUGGAAUAUGAUGUGUGAUGUAAUGCCAACUAUCGUAGAAGAUAGCAUUAGUCAACGAAGCUCUCAAUUCUCUGGGGAAGAUGCUAAUUUUGAGCAACUUAUGGUCUCCAUGCUGGAUGAGAGAGAUAAGUUAAUGGAUUCUUUGCGCGAAAGUCAAGAAAGGUUACAAGAAGCAGAAUCAAGACUUCAAGAAUUAGAGAAGGAACGAGAUGUAUUAAAUCGACAAAUCACAUCAAGUGUGCCUCAGGAAUUUUCACAGUUAACAAAAGAAUUAACAUUGGCUCGGGAAAGUAUUUUGGAAAAAGAAGAAGAGAUAUCAGAGCUAAAAGCAGAGCGAAAUAACACUAGGUUGCUGCUUGAACAUUUGGAAUGCUUAGUCUCACGUCACGAGAGAUCUCUGCGCAUGACUGUUGUAAAAAGGCAAGCUGCUGCGCAGUCAGGCGUAUCAUCUGAAGUGGAAGUAUUAAAAGCAUUAAAAAGUUUGUUCGAGCACCACAAAGCAUUAGAUGAAAAGGUACGAGAGAGGUUACGUGUUUCACUUGAAAAAAACGCUAGUUUGGAGGAAGAAUUAGCACAUACCAAAGAAGAGUUUCAACAAUAUAAAGUAAGUGGUUAUACACCAAAAACUGUGGACGAUAGACCUAAGGAAAAUGGACAAACGGAUGAUACUCAACAACAUAACAAGAAUGUAGAGAUAAGCACUUGGCAGCGUAGAAUUGCAGAAUUAAGUGGUCGGAUAACGGAAUUAGAGGAAAACUUAUCUAAGGCUCAAAAAGAAUUUCUAAGGUCACAAGAAACAAAUGUUAAGCUGCAAAGAGACUUACGAGAGAAUGUUGCACAAAAAGAAGACCAAGAAGAGAGAAUUGUAACUCUUGAGAAACGAUAUCUCAACGCUCAAAGGGAAUCUAUUAGUUUACAUGAUUUAAAUGAAAAAUUAGAACAAGAACUGCAGCACAAAGAAGCUCAACUUAAGUUACAAGAAGAAAAAAUAAAUGCGAUUCAGGAAAAAUUGGAACUAGCCGAACAAAAACUGGCUCAGUAUUCGAAAUUGCCUGAAAUGGAAGAACAAUUAAAAUUGAGAAUGGAGGCUUUGACCCAGGUGAGGAGGCCAAACCAGGCCCAAGAAAGGCACGGUAGUGCUGAAGAUAGAAUUCAAAGACUGGAAACACAAUUGGAAGAGAAAAGUGCUGAAGUGAUGAGACUUAACCAGCGACUUAAAAUGAAUGAGGAACAUAACACACGACUAAGUACUACAGUAGACAAACUUCUAUCAGAAUCGAAUGAAAGGUUACAAGUUCAUCUUAAAGAAAGAAUGAAUGCAUUGGAAGAAAAAAAUGCUCUUCAGCAAGAAUUGGAAAGAACAAGAAAAGUAAUAGAAGAUUUACAAAGUGAAAAAGCAGAUUUAGUUAAGGAAUUAGGAAAGGCUCGACUGGAAAUAGAUAGUAUAAAGAGGCAAAUGCUGCAACAAGAAAUCGCUUUUAAUAUUCAGCAAACUGAUGCGCUUACCAGAAGUCUUUCACCGAAUGCAGUAGAUUCAGUAGCUUUCUCAAGAAGUGCAAGCCACGGCAGUUUUGAAACACAUUCGUUGCCCAGGAGAGGGGUAAGGAGGUCAGUGGAUGAAGAAGCAUCAAAGGGAUACGUGGCAAGAACAUUGGCGGAACAAGAAUGGGAAAAAUUGCAACAGGCUCAUGUUCUUGCAAAUGUUCAACAGGCAUUCGACGUUUCUAGCGAUGCUGAGGGUGAUGUUGACAAUGAAAGUAUAUUCAGUUCAGCUGCUGAUGUAAUCAGUUCAACUGGUCACACUGACACUCAGCAACUUGCAAUGAUGUUACAAGAACAAUUAGACGCUAUCAAUAAUGAAAUAAGACUAAUACAGGAAGAAAAACAGAAUACGGAAGCAAGGGCGGAAGAAUUAGAAUCUAGAGUUGGAAGUCUAGAACAUAUGAAUUUAUUAUCAAGAGGUAGAAGUUUGGAACGUUCUUCUCCACCACUUAGUGGUCGUUCUACUCCAAAAUCACAUCAUAGUCCUAACAGAGACUACUUGCACAAAUAUCAUACUGCUCCAGCUUCAAUGUCGCCAGCACAUCUUCAUCAGUUUGCCACGUCUUUAGUGAGUCCAGGUCAACUGUCUGAAUCACUUCCCGCAAGCCAGUUGCAGCUAUCUGGAGAAGAAUUGCAUUCAGUCAAUGAACGGGAUAGUGGUGCUGGUAUUGGAAGUAGUAGUGAUAUUGCCUCGCCAUUAACUGCAAGAUCACUGAGAUUAGAAAGAGUUGUCCAAGCACUAGCUCACAGUCAAGAAGAGUUAAGAAGGCAUGGUCAACAUAAUAAUGGAGCUCUCAAUUCUGGAACUACUCCUUCUCCCUUAUCGUCACGACAUAGCAGCCAGGAUAGUUUGUACAAGAAUAGUUUAAGUAGUGGACUUCCAACAGGACAAUUCACUAGUUCGUAUUUGCAUAUGCCAAUGACACUUAGUCCAAUAACUGCAGCAACAGUUGCAGCAGCGCAAAAGAAAAAGGGUAUUAAAAGUAGUCUUGGAAGAUUUUUCAGUAAAAAAGAAAAGAUAAAGGGUAAAGAUGCAAUUAUGCCUGGAGAUCUUCCAGGUAUGGGAGGAUUAAGUUUAUUUACUGACUCUGAUUAUGGAGAUAAUAAUUCAGUAGCAGGAGGAAUUACUGGCAAAAGUGAUUUCGAUCGCAGAAAAAAGAAAAGUAUGUUAGAUUCUUCUCGACAUGAAUUACUAGCAGAAGCAAUGAAAGCUGGUACACCUUUUGCUUUGUGGAAUGGACCAACAAUAGUAGCUUGGUUAGAACUUUGGGUUGGGAUGCCUGCUUGGUACGUUGCAGCUUGCCGAGCUAAUGUCAAAAGUGGAGCAAUCAUGAGUGCAUUAAGCGAUACGGAAAUACAGCGGGAAAUUGGAAUCAGUAAUCCUCUUCAUCGACUAAAAUUAAGAUUGGCUAUUCAAGAGAUGGUGUCACUGACAAGUCCUUCUGCACCAAAGACAUCACGUACUACAUUAGCUUUCGGAGACAUGAAUCAUGAAUGGAUUGGAAAUGUUUGGCUUCCCAGUCUUGGUUUACCACAAUAUCGGUCAACCUUCAUGGAGUGCCUUGUAGAUGCCAGAAUGUUAGACCACCUAACUAAAAAAGACCUUCGAGGACAACUUCGAAUGGUUGAUAGUUUCCAUAGGACAAGUUUGCAGUACGGUAUCUCUUGUUUGAAGAGACUAAAUUAUGACAGACAACAGUUAGAGGAUAGAAGACGUACUGCUGAAGGUAAAAAUAUAGAUGUUAUUGUUUGGAGCAAUGAUCGUGUAAUAAGAUGGGUGCAAUCUAUAGGAUUAAAGGAAUAUGGAAAUAAUCUUUUAGAAUCUGGAGUUCAUGGUGCUCUUGUAGCACUUGACGAAAGCUUUGAUGCUAAUAGUUUUGCACUUACUUUGCAAAUUCCAACUCAAAAUACGCAGGCAAGACAAAUAUUGGAAAUGGAAUUUUUAAAUUUGCUCACAACAGGGACAGAAAGAAGAAUUGACGAGUCAAAUAGUUUGAAAUCUUGAUCAAAUUCAUCGAGGCUAUUACACCUCCAACUACAUCAUGUCUAGUCCAAACCCCCAGCUAUUAUUAUUAUUAUUAUCUAUUCGCGAGUAUUAUGUAACGACAGUAAGAGCUUUAUGUAUCAUUGUUAAGAGCAUGCUCUUGAAUGUUCUCCUUUGACAGAUGGUAAUGUAAAAAUGAUAUAGUAUGAUAUUAAUGUCGUGAUCAGUUUCCUACUCGCACAAUGAAAUUUCAAACAUCAUAAAUUAAUAAAGUGUGACGUGUGGAAUGCCAUGUGCCAUACUGUUUAUUUGUAAAGUAGUUAUUAAAACUAAAAAACUGUACAGAGACGGAAGCAUGAUACGCAGAUUUUUUAAAUGAAAGAAAAAGUAUGUGCAUUGAUUAUUCCAGCGGCUCUAAUAAGCAUAAAUCUUUGUUGUACAAAUCUUGAUUAAUAGAUGUAUUUUAUUGCUUUCCAUUAACUGUUUAUGAUACACCAAUUUACCACUGAGUUUUUUAUUGUAAAUAGUUAUAUCAAUUGCAGUUAUAGUAAAAUAUAUUUUUGUUUUUAAAAUUAACAUGUUGCGUACAUUUUUUUGUCAGUAAUUUUGGUUUUUAAAUAUUGCAUUAGUAAUCUUUCAAUUUUUUAAAACUUAGAAUUCAGUGAUUAAAGCUAAUAGUACUUUUAAAUUUAUUAAAUAUUAAAUUCUUAUAUUAACUACAUUUGUCAUUCUUAUAGUUUUAGAUAUCAUACUUUUGUAUAAGUUUUUAAGGAAAUUUUUAAAAAUAUUUAUAGUUACUUGUUUAUACAAACUUUAAGCAUUUAAAUACAGCUAAUUUUGCAGAGUUACUCAUAAUCUGAUAAUCAGUAUUAUUAAUUACACAUUGAGUGAGAUGAACAAAAGUUAUUUAUGAUUUUAAAUACUGCGCUUUGUACUUCUUUCUCUGUACAAUAUUAUCAGAGUAAACUAUAGUAUAAAGUGCAUAAAUAUGGGGCAUUUUAGGUUAAGUAAAAUCAAAUUUCCGAUUGUGUUCAAUCUCAGAUAAUUCCUAUCCAUACAAUGUCGACGUUGAUAAACUUAAAAUAAAUUGGCUUUUCAUCAUUGUUAGUAAAUCAUCAAGAGCGCGAAUAUCUAUUUUGACGUGCAGAUUAUUUUUCGCAUGCCUAUUAAUCAUCAAACAAUAAAUCUGAAAAAUGUUGUAAUAAAUAAAUUUUGAAGUUUAAAUAA